Messenger RNA from Cryptococcus deneoformans JEC21, 2795 nucleotides. RefSeq lists its product as hypothetical. NCBI's taxonomy places the organism in Eukaryota, Fungi, Basidiomycota, Tremellomycetes, Tremellales, Cryptococcaceae. The coding region runs from base 95 to 2764 and encodes 889 amino acids. The transcript is spliced from 2 exons. The record is from RefSeq and is a predicted model, not a curated record.
UACAGAUUUGUUCUCCUUACCAUUUGGCGGCUAGCUGGGUGAGUAGUAAGUGCUCAGAAACAUCCCAUUUAGGUGAGCCAAGGUGAGGCAGAAAAUGGCCAGCGUCUAUGAGGCACGACAAGCUCGCCCAGAAGCUAUCUUUGUAGUCCUUUUCUUGAUUGUAGCCCUAUAUAUACUUGUUGGAGGGAGCAGGAGGUCGAGCGGCAAAGGGAAUGAUGGCAAUGGUGGUCAUGGUGCUGAAAGUGGAAACCGUAGGAGUCGAAAUUCGGAAGGAGAAGAUCUUGAGAGAGCAGGGAAGGGAAUGAAACACCCAUCAUCGAAAAGAGAAGGGUCAGGCAUCGAAACAUCUAGCGCCUCAGAUUCGAACACUUCUUCCACAGAUAUGGAGGAAAGAAGCACGAAAGACAAGAAAGAGGAAAAGCAGAAGAAAAGGGAUGGUAAAGAAGUAAAAAAGAAUGAGCCUGAAGCCCCAAUCUUUGCGCCAUCGACAUCCCCUACGCCCGACUUACCGAAAGAGGAAUCCCCAUCUCUGCCAAACCUUCCAGUAAAAGCUAGCCCUCCCAUACCCGGCACUCGUUGGCAAAGAGAUCCAAAUCAGCGCCCAGAUAGAACAAGGCGAGACUCCACUUCGUCUGUACUGCUCGAACGUAAUGAUGAUGGCACAUGGAAGAGGCCACCGCUUAUUAAAGAAGGGGUGAAGUUUGAUGAUGGGGGAAAAGAAGGGAAGGAAGCCAACAGGUUUGCAAUGUUUAAUCUCCAUGACACCCCUGUUACACUUUACGACCAAACAGGGCUUGAGGGAUGGUCCAACCAUGCAUCAAGGAAGAAACAACCAGACGAUGCGGCGUUGUACGGCAAGUUGGAUGGAUCGGAAAGCCCUUUGAUAAGUUUGAAACAGGGUGGGAAGCUGAGUCAAAAGUUAAUCAAGUUUAUGGAAAGGGCAGAAUACCUCGCUUCGCUCGAUUUGCUUGAUCCGAGACUGAGGAAAGAUGUAGUCGCAACAGCGCUAAAAGAUCGCUGGCUCGAUGGGGCGGGCACCAUACCAGAGGUCAUUAGUGAUACUCUCCGGCAAUUUGUGGUGGAAAAGCAAAUCGACAUUGUCAAGAUCGUCGAAGAGUAUUCAGCUCCAUCGGCCAACGACCUAAAACUUUCUGUUCCUGGUAAAGCCAAUGCCCGACUCGAUCAGAUUGCCAAAUUACUCAUGGACUGUGGGUUUGACCUUGACACACUUCGUGAAGAUCUCAAAUUUUACGACUGGAAGAGGAUGCCGGCGGCUGAAAUUAGGAGCAUGAUAAGGAAAUGGACAGAACGACAACUCCAAAAGGGUAAAGCGGUGUCAUUCAUUGCAGGGUUCUUCAUUCCAUACUAUCGAGCAACCACUUCCUACAAAGCCAAGCACUUACCGAAAAUGUUUCCACCCAAUUGGAGAGUCGUUAUCGGGGCGCAUCAGGAUGAUUUGAUCGGGUGGUUGAGGUAUAUCGGGCAAGCAUUUAUCAUCUCGCGCAUGUUCUCCCCUACAGGCGCCGAUAUCUCUGAAGAAUAUGUUCGUGUUGGUGUGUCAAGGCGGAAGACGGUGGUGGGAUUUGUCAUGGACUUUACCAUAUUCACGCCCGAGCCUGAUGAAAAAGAGCUCCGAACACAGAGUGAACUUACCUCAAUCUUCCAGCGGGCUGAAGCGCCUAUUUGUCGGGCCAAGUACUUGGGGUUGAGGUGGGCAGAACAUUUGAAUAAAGUGGUCUACCCUCAACCUGAUGGACGGAUGCUAUUAGUGGAAAACAAUCCCUUUCAUAUCACGAGACUUACCUUUCGACCUGGCCUCAAGAAGAGUACAGUGAACGCAGCUGCUCUGCGUCUUGCGACAUCCGAGGUAUCAACCCCUCGUUUACCUCCUGAUGUGCCAAUCAAGCGGGAUAGGAAAAUUAUGAAUGUGUCGCAAGAUGUCAUACGUGAAAAGUACGAGGCCAAUAAAGGGUCGAAUGAGCUCAAUGACGCUUUUGCGAGAUCUUUCCGAGCAGCCGACGCUCUGACAGUCAGAUUUGUCAACAAGCAUCAAUAUCAUUGGUACCAGUCUACGGGUCCAGUUAACGAUUCGUUCGAUGAGACAACUUUCAACAUUCUUUUGAUGCUCUGCAGUAUCGCUUUGAGCAAGUAUCAUCUCCAUCAAAAGUUCAAAGUAAAAGGUGAAACCGAUUACCGGACUGAUGAGGAGUCAGCGAUGGAUUUUCAAUAUGAUGCGGGCUAUGGUAUCGUGCAGUCCAUGGACUUUGGCGGAAUGAUGCCUCUUGAAGGAGCGUCCACGGUGAAGCCUCGCUUUCUCCAGCUCGACACCUUUGUAGGUCUGCGCAACAUCAUGUUGCCGGUCAUGUUCCAUGUUCAAAACAGGAGCACGUCUUUUCCUGCAUCCUCGUCUUUGCUCUUGAGGGAUGAAUGGGGUAUGUCCAAAUUCCUUUAUGGUCCAAAAGCGAUAAACGUGACUUUCCAUGGACAAACAUCGUCAGAAAAGGAGCAUCUCAUGAGAGAGAUUCUGGAGGACUUGAGUGAACAGGCGGAUAGAUGGAUCUCCGAAGAAUUAGGACAGCCAGACAAUGCAUUGAAGAGGAUUGUCUUGCAAAAAGUUGACGCGGCGGUGGGUAUGAUCAAGACUCGCGUCAGAUUUGUAGCCCUGGGAGAGCAGCAGCCUUCGGCGGGUGAAAUGGAUUCGAAGAUUGAAGAGUUGCGGGAUUUUGAGUUGCCUAUAGAGUAUUUGCCUGCGUUGCUGCGAUAAAGUACGUUUAGGAAUGCCACGUCGUCAUGCG